Molecule: messenger RNA, 1064 nt
Organism: Bursaphelenchus okinawaensis
Lineage: Eukaryota; Metazoa; Nematoda; Chromadorea; Rhabditida; Aphelenchoididae
Source: the annotation of a GenBank genome assembly
AUGUCUCAAGUUGAGAAACCAGUGAACACAGCCCAACCCGUUCAGGUCUAUGGCCGCAAGGUAAGGAAUUUGAUGUUUUUGUUUGGAUUUUAGGUGGUAGCAGAUGGUAUGGAAGUGUAGAUUUUUUUAAAAGUGUAAUUUCUUUUUAACGUGGUUUCUAUUGGCAAAUUUUAAAGAUUUUUGUUUGAAAAGCAACUUUUUUCGCUUUUAAUCUUUCUAGCUGGUUUUGUUAUCAAAGUUAAAUUUUUACGAUAGAUAUCUAAAACAAUGCAACGUUGUUGUAUUUCAGAAGCUGGCUACCGCCGUCGUGUACGCCAAGGAGGGCAAGGGUCUGAUCAAGGUUAACGGCCGUCCCCUUGAGCAUCUCCAGCCAGAGAUUCUUAGAAUCAAGCUUCAGGAGCCUCUCCUCAUCGUUGGAGCCGACAAAUUCGCCGGUAUCGACAUGAGAGUCCGCGUUAAGGGUGGUGGUGCUGUCGCUCAAGUUUAUGGUAAGUUUUUGGGUUUUUUAUUGUAAAUUUGGGUUUAGCAACAGAAUAGAAUGCGUUUAAAAGGUUAACUUUGAUCUUUAAGGAAGCUUGAUGUUGUUGUAGGGAUUUUUGUUGUUUUAGGUAAAAUAUAAUCAAAGAAGGGAGGAACAUUUUUUGUAGGGUAAAAGUAAACGCAGAUGUUGAAGUUUAAGAUUAUAACUUUCUUUAAAAUUUGUUUUUAAUGUUUUUUUUUGAGAUUUUGAAUAUAGCACAUAUUGAAACCGUUGAGAUUAUUUGUUUUGUUAUAAGUUUUCAUAGAUAGCUGGUUUCUUCAUAAGUACUGCGCUGGUCAUAGUUAUAUUAAUUUUUAAAGAAUCAAACAAUUUUACCUUGAACAUUUCAGCUAUCCGUCAAGCCAUCUCCAAAGCCUUGAUCGCCUACUACCAAAAGAACGUCGAUGAACAAAGCAAGAAACUGUUGAAGGAACUGUUGGUUACAUACGACCGUUCGUUGUUGGUCGCUGACCCACGUCGCCGUGAGCCCAAGAAGUUCGGUGGUCCAGGUGCCCGUGCCCGCUACCAAAAAUCUUACCGUUAA